AUGCAAUCUAGCAACACCACCUCCAAAGACUCUUGGUCUGCUUCCCAGUACAAUAAAAAUGCGGCAUUCGUUUAUUCCGACGCAUACACACAGCCUAUACUUGAGUUGCUUUCCCUUAAACCUGGAGAGCGUAUCCUUGAUAUGGGUUGCGGUACGGGCGAGCUAACUUGCCGUCUACGAGAGGCCGUGGGACAGGAUGGAAUGAUCGUGGGCAUAGACUCGAGCCAGAAUAUGCUUGAAAGGGCCAAGGCAAAUGGCGUGGAAAAUAUUUUCUGUCCUGAUAUACAGAGUCUUACUAUGCUCGAUCGGUUUGAAAGUUUGGCGCGUACAUUCGACGCCGUCUUUACCAAUGCUACGCUCCACUGGUGUAAACGAGAUCCACUAGGAGUCGUACAGGCAGCUAAGCGCACUCUGAAACCGGGAGGCCGUUUUGUAGGAGAGUUUGGUGGAUAUUUAAACUGCGUUGGUGUACGAUCUGCAUUGCACCAGGUCUUACGGAGGCGAGGAAUCGACCCUUCAAGGGUUGACCCGUGGUAUUUUCCGCGGUCAGAGCACUAUGCUAGUGUACUCGAGUCUGAGGGAUUCAAAAUUGAACAAAUAUCACUCAAUCCUCGUUUUACGCCCCUACCAGGUCCCUUGAUAGAUUGGCUUCGAACUUUUGCGCGCAACUCAAUACUCGCUAACAUGAACGACGAAGACGCAGAACAAGUUAUGCAAGAUGUUUCCGAUUUAUGCGAACCCGAUAUGAAGGAUGAGAAAGGAGGGUGGGCAAUUAUGUAUGUCAGACUAAGAUUCCGAGCGGUUCUUCCUCUGUAA
Molecule: messenger RNA, 816 nt
Organism: Rhizoctonia solani
Lineage: Eukaryota; Fungi; Basidiomycota; Agaricomycetes; Cantharellales; Ceratobasidiaceae
Product: glycoside hydrolase family 61 protein
Exons: 5
Coding region: 1-816 (271 amino acids)
Molecular function (GO): S-adenosylmethionine-dependent methyltransferase activity
Source: RefSeq, a predicted model, not a curated record